UUGAGUGAAUUGUACUGCUUCGCUUCGAUUGGUCGAAAUCAUCCCCUGCCAGUAGGAGUUGUCUUCCUUGCAACGGCGGCAAAUCGCGCUCCGCAACUGGCAACGUUCUUUGGGAAGAGAGCGCCCCUCAACCGAUACGAACGAUAUCUUGAAAUGGCUGAGGCCCUGUCAAAUACUUUUGUUACAAAAGCCGUUGAGGAGCCGAAGACCGAAUAA
This is a messenger RNA of Gongylonema pulchrum, 216 nucleotides long. NCBI's taxonomy places the organism in Eukaryota, Metazoa, Nematoda, Chromadorea, Rhabditida, Gongylonematidae. The record is from the annotation of a GenBank genome assembly.